AUGUCCAUCCCCACCACCCAGAAGACGCUGCUCCUCCGCGAGGAGAGCACCCCCUAUGAGGUCGCGGAGACCGCCGUCCCGCGCCCGGGGCCGAAGGACGUCCUCGUGCAGAUCUUCGCCUGCGCCCUCAACCCCGUUGACCACGCCAUCGCCCAUCCGCCGCUCUCCAGGAUGUUCAUAAAGGCAUGGCCCUUCGUCCCGGGGAACGAUGGCGCGGGUGUCGUCGUCGAGCUCGGCGCGGAGGUUACUAACGUCAAGAAAGGCGACAAGGUCCUUUUCCAGGGAAACUGGAUUGCUCCCGAGGCGACCUGCCAGCAAUAUGCCGUCGUCCCUGGCGAGCUCACCGCCAUAAUUCCUGAUAACAUCACCUUCGAGCAGGCUGCAACAAUCCCGCUUGCGCUCGCCACCAACGUUAUGAGCCUCUACAACCAGUCUCCCGCUGCCGAGAAUGCCUCUCUCCGCCUGAAGCCGGUCUGGGAGGCUGAGGGCGCGACCGCGUACGCUGGCACCCCCGCCUUCAUCGUCGCCGGCGCCACGUCCGUGGGGCAAAUCUCCAUCCAACUCGCGCGCAUGGCAGGGCACAGCCCGAUCAUCGCGACAGCGUCGCUGCACAACGCGCCGCUGCUCAAGUCUCUCGGAGCCACACAUGUCAUCGACCGGUCGCUCUCGAAGGAAGCUACCUUGGCCGAACUCUCUACCCUCCUGGGCGGAAAGUCCCUGGACUACGUGUUCGUUGCGCUGCUCGACGCAGAGGCGCUCCGCCUUGGUCGCGAUGCCCUCGCGCCCGGGGGCGCCCUCGCGACGGUCUCGCCCGCGCCGCAGCGCAUCCCCGAGGAUGUUGCAAACCUGGGCCAGGGAAAACGCAUCAGCUACGUGUUUGGGAGCCCGCGCCCGUCGCACAACCGGGAGAUCGGCGUUGCGCUGUACAAGCAGCUCACCGGGUGGCUGGAGAAGGGGCUUUUGAAGCCGAACCCUGUGGAAGUGUUGCCGAACGGGCUGGCUGGCAUCAACGAGGGUCUCGCACGCCUUAAAGCGGGCAAGGUGUCUGGCACGAAGCUGGUGGCUCACCCUCAGGAGACAGUUUGA
Molecule: messenger RNA, 1086 nt
Organism: Trametes versicolor FP-101664 SS1
Lineage: Eukaryota; Fungi; Basidiomycota; Agaricomycetes; Polyporales; Polyporaceae
Product: GroES-like protein
Exons: 5
Coding region: 1-1086 (361 amino acids)
Molecular function (GO): oxidoreductase activity, acting on NAD(P)H
Source: RefSeq, a predicted model, not a curated record